This is a messenger RNA of Symbiodinium necroappetens, 1863 nucleotides long. The record is from the annotation of a GenBank genome assembly. Lineage: Eukaryota; Dinophyceae; Suessiales; Symbiodiniaceae.
AUGUUGUUCUUCCAGCCAGGUGCCGACCACUCCUGGCUCAGACAGUUGCAGCCGGAUCCGGAGACGGAUAAGUACCAGCCCAACAAGCGCAGCCGCCAGGUGAAAUCAGGCCACUAUGUUCGAGUGGCCCCAACGCCGCUCCCGGAGCCUAAGUUGAUCAUCUACUCGGCCGCCAUGGCUGAGGCGCUGGGCAUCCCGGAAGAGGAUUGCAGCACCAAGGAGUUUGCUGCAUUCUUCUCCGGCCAGCAGCAGAUCUCGGGAGGGAAGCUGGAGUCAUGGUGUACGCCAUAUGCGCUGUCCAUCAUGGGGCAGCCUAUGGUACGAAACUGCCCAUUCGGCAAUGGCAACGGGUAUGGCGAUGGCCGGGCCAUUUCCGUCGGAGAGGUAAUGGUGAAAGGCCAGCGCUGGGAGAUGCAGCUGAAGGGUGGUGGGCAGACUCCAUUCUGCCGUGGCGCGGAUGGCCGUGCAGUGCUGCGGUCUUCGAUUCGCGAGUUCCUGGCAUCGGAGGCAAUGUAUCAUCUUGGAGUAGACACCACCCGUGCUCUUUCCUUGGUGGUCUCCGACGGCGGCGAAAUGGCCGAACGGCCCUGGUAUUCCAGCCAGAAUCGCGAUUCGGAUCCAGACAUGAUGAUCCAUGAGCCCUGCGCGAUCACGACGCGUGUGGCGCCAAGCUUUCUGCGAGUCGGCCACGUCGACCUUUUCGCCAGGAGGGCCUCCCAUUCCUCGGCGACGCCUGCGCAGAUCAAGGAGCAUGAGCUGAUCGUGGAGCAUGCGCUCUUCCGCGAGUAUCCGAACUGCCUUCCUGGAUCUCCCCUGCCGGCGAGAGCGGCGGCGAUGCUUCGCGAGGCAGCAAAGCGCUUCAGCGUGCUGAUUGCCGGAUGGUUGCGGGUGGGUUUCUGCCAGGGCAACUUCAACGCUGACAACUGCUUGGUCGGCGGCCGGACGAUGGACUACGGCCCCUUCGGCUGGAUCGAACGCUACGACCCUAUGUUCGCGAAAUGGGUGGGCUCGGGCAAUCACUUUGCCUUCAGGAAUCAGCCCGAAGCUGGAUUGGCGAACUUCAUGACCCUCGCCAUCGCAAUGAAGCCGCUUUUGGGGAAGGAUGCCCCGUCUAUCCUGCAGGAGAUUGCUGAGGCAGCGCAGGAGGAGAUGAACUCCACCGUGUCGGCGAUGUGGCGGGCCAAGCUGGGCUUUCCCAGUGUCAGCGGCGAUGCUGCAAAAGUGGCCGACAGCCUCUGGGCCGACGUGCAGGCUGCGAUGCGCUUCGCCGUGGAUUACACCAUCUUCUUCCGCCAGCUCGCAGAUGCUCUGGAAGUGACCGAAGAAGGUGCAGCCGGGAGCGAUCUGGUACCAGGAAGCCUGGUUCGUAUCAACGGAUUGAAGAGUGCCGAAGAGCUGAAUGGCAGCCUCGCCACAUGUGGCGAGUUCGUCACCAGCAGCGGCCGAUGGGCGGUGGUGACCACGGAUGGAGACAAAGCGCUCAAACCUGAGAACCUGGAGUUCAUUUCCAGCGGGGAGGCUCUGUUUGCCACGGUCAGCAGGGCAUUCUACGACGCCCCAAAGCCGGACGUCCGAGUCCAGUGGUUGGUCUGGCUGCGACGCUUGCGAAGUGCUCUUACAGCGGAAGGCGGCACAGCAGCGGCCGCACAGCGGAUCCGCGCGACGAAUCCCAAGUACAUUCCUCGCGAGUGGAUGUUGGUGCAGGCGUACGACGCCGCGGCCAAGGGCGACUACAGCCUGACGCACGAAUUGCACCGCCUGUUCUUGAAGCCUUACGACGAGCAGCCGGAGUUUCACGACAAGUACUUCUGCUGCACGCCCCCUUGCUAUCGCGGCAAAGGUGGUGUGGAGAUUAUGACCUGA